Messenger RNA from Aspergillus puulaauensis, 1365 nucleotides. Its product is annotated as glycoside hydrolase family 76 protein. The coding region runs from base 1 to 1365 and encodes 454 amino acids. The transcript has 4 exons. Gene Ontology annotation, molecular function: mannan endo-1,6-alpha-mannosidase activity. NCBI's taxonomy places the organism in Eukaryota, Fungi, Ascomycota, Eurotiomycetes, Eurotiales, Aspergillaceae. Gene Ontology annotation, biological process: carbohydrate catabolic process; fungal-type cell wall biogenesis. The record is from RefSeq and is a predicted model, not a curated record.
AUGCGUCUCGCCUUCCUGGCCACCUGGCUGGCCUCUAUCGGUCGCAUAUCGGCCCUGCAAAUCCAGCUCGACGACCACCAAUCUAUCAAGGACGCCGCCGGGAAGACCGCCAAAGGAGCGCUCGGAUGGUACGCCGGUAAUGAACCUGGCGGCGAACCAGGCGCUUUCCCAGAGAAGUGGUGGGAAGGGAGUGCUCUGUUUAUGAGUCUGAUCAUCUACUGGUUCUACGCGGGCGACGACCAAUACAAUGACCUGAUCAUCGAGGGUAUGCAGUACCAGGCGGGAGACAAAGGUGACUACCUGCCUGCCAAAUACAAAUCUUAUCUUGGAAACGAUGACCAGUUUUUCUGGGGUGUUACUGCCAUGCUGGCCGCCGAAUACGGAUUCCCCGAAUCCAAAGAUGGAUUCUCGUGGUUGUCGCUGGCGCAAGGUGUGUUCAACACGCAGAAAGAAGAAUGGGACGAGGACAAUUGCGGGGGUGGUCUACGCUGGCAAAUGGAACCCUACCAGAGCGGAUACACGAUGAAGAACUCGAUUUCCAACGGUGGUUUCUUCCAACUCGCCGCCCGUCUCGCUCUCUACACGCAAAACGAUAUGUACGCCGACUGGGCCCAGAAGGCCUGGGACUGGUCGGUUUCCUCGCCGCUGGUGAACAACAAGACUUGGAAUGUUGCCGACUCGACCGACAUCAACAACAAAUGCUCGACGCAGGGUAACAACCAGUGGUCAUAUAAUUACGGCGCGUACCUCACAGGCGCAGCUUACAUGUACAACUACACCGAGAAAGCAGAGUGGAAAAAGGCCGUCGAUGGUCUCCUUGAGAAAGUCCUCGAGCAAUUUUUCCCCCAGAAGAUGGGCGGCGGGAAGAUCUUCUCCGAAUUCCUGUGUGAGCCAUCCGGAUUGUGCAACUUCAACGAAAUUCUCUUCAAGGGCGUCGUCUCACACUGGUUAACACUGGUCGCGCUCCUUAUCCCCGAAACCUACGACAAGAUCUUCCCCAAACUGCAAACCUCCGCACAGGCAGCCGCGCAGGCAUGCAGCGGAUCCGGCAACAACACCUGCGGCAUCAAAUGGUACACCGAGAAGUGGGACGGCUCGAUUGGCAUGGAACAACAGAUCAUCGCCACCGAUAUUCUCGGGUCCGUGCUCGUCUCCGAAAAGAAAACCCCCCCGCUCAACACCAAUACCGGUGGAAACAGCAAGAGUAACCCCAAUGCCGGCAGUGAUGAAACGGGAAGCCCCGACGAACCAAAGCCGAUUACGGCCGGUGAUCGCGCAGGCGCGGGUAUCCUGACGGUUCUGUUCGUUGGGGCCUGGGGUAGUAUGAUUGCCUGGAUGGUUCUGGGUGAGCCUUUAGUAGGGUAA